This is a messenger RNA of Nomia melanderi (Alkali bee), 3385 nucleotides long. The record is from RefSeq and is a predicted model, not a curated record. NCBI's taxonomy places the organism in Eukaryota, Metazoa, Arthropoda, Insecta, Hymenoptera, Halictidae.
GCCGUGUUCGCCAAAGCGACGCCGCGCCCGUUAUCGUUCCGGCCGAUCGUCGGUGUGUGGAAAAAAGGUGGGACGAAACGUUCGGCCGUCGUCGACGUUCUCCUUUCACUCGCGAUUAAAUUUGCCCGAGACCUUCUGUCGGCCUAGCGUCGCCGCUAGGCGAGAAAAUCGAGCGCACGCGGCGCGCUCGCCACGUUAUCGCGGCCGCCUCCGCCUCGACGGCAUCGAGAAUCGGCCCGGCGCGGAUCCAGGGGAAGCUCGGUCGACGCCGACGACACGGGACACGGCGGAACUGAUGUUCGGGCCAGGCCGGAAGAGAUACAGGGGACGAACGAGCGACACUCUCGCUGGAAGUUCAAGGCCGGAGCCGUGAAAAAGGAGGCGUUCCUCGCCUGGCAAGCUGGAUACGCCGGAUAAACUGGCAGCAGUCGAGAGUGCGUGCUCGCCUGGAUGAAGAUUGCGCUGCAGCGGAUGACCGGUUCAUAGGGGCGUUUAUUCCAGACAGGGACAGGAUCCGCGGACCGAGCCAAACUGCCGCCACGAGCUUGUAAAUUUACAUUGGAAAUCGGCCGGAACGGUGGAAACACUUCGAGGAAAAGAAGUUUCCCAUGGACACGGGGCGACGUGGCGAACCGAACUGAACCGAUCGACGAACAUUACGGAUGCUGGCCUCCGAUCGCGCGAUCGCCAUUUUCGAAAUAUUAAAUACAGACAUCUCACCAUGGUCCAAGAAACCGUGGACUAAUUGUAUUAUUCCUUGUAGAAGUGAGCAACCAUGGCCUCCUUAUUGCACAUUGGGAUUUUUGCCCUUUUAGUUGUAGGACAAACAUGGGCAGAUUUCAGAGUGUCGAACCAAGACUUGAAAGUUCAUGUGAAUAAUAAUGCAUCAUUUAUAUUGUACCUAACAGAACCUGUGGUUAAUAGUGUAUCAGUAACACUAGAUGUACAACAUUCAGAUUUGCUCUCUGUUUCUCCUGAUAACUUUUUGGUCAAUGGAGCCAGUAAGAAUUGGACAAUAAAUGUGUUGGGCCAUAAUGCAGGACAUUCUAUUGUUAGUGCUAAUGUUACACCUAUGAAUGUCACAGAUUUUUCACAAGCAUUUGUCAGAGUUACUAUUGAAAAAUCAGAGACUCUUUACCAUAUAAGUAACGUAGUGGGAUGGAUCUACUUUCUAGCAUGGAGUGUCAGUUUCUAUCCCCAAAUAUACAUCAAUUACAAACGCAAAAGCGUAAUAGGUUUAAAUUUCGAUUAUUUAUCGUUGAACAUCGUUGGUUUUGUUAUGUAUGCUCUAUUUAAUUGUGGCCUAUAUUGGAUACCAGAAGUAGAGCUUGAAUAUUUUAGACGAUACCCAAGAGGUUUGAAUCCUGUACAAGUGAAUGAUAUAUUUUUUGCCUUGCAUGCAACAUUUGCCACUGUGAUAACUAUCAUUCAGUGCUUCAUUUUUGAGAGGGGCACUCAAAGAGUAUCUACGACCGCACGUGUUAUUCACGGUGUAUUCGCCUUAUUUAUAUUAAUUUCUGUAAUACUUGCUGGUUGUAGUGUAUUGACGUGGCUAGACUUCCUGUAUUAUUGUAGUUACGUUAAAUUAUGCAUAACGUUAAUCAAAUACGUUCCACAAGCAUUUUACAACUACAAACGAAAGUCCACCGUUGGCUGGAGUAUUGGCAAUAUAUUUUUAGACUUUACUGGCGGUAUUCUAUCAAUGUUGCAGAUGAUACUAAAUGCAUACAAUUAUGAUGAUUGGGAAAGUAUUUUUGGAGACCCAACGAAGUUUGGACUAGGAUUCUUUUCGGUUGCAUUUGAUAUAUUUUUCAUUAUCCAACAUUACAUAUUAUAUAGACUAGAUACCAGGAAUGGAACAAGUGAUGAAACACUUCACAAACAAGAAAAUAUAUAUAACAGCGAAAACGGGACAUUAAAGAAAACUAUCUGUUGUUGAAAUUUUGUAAACUUUCGUUUCAGUAUGAAUGAAAAUUCAGUAUUCAGUAUUUAAAGCAUUUUAGUGGAUAUCUAUUAUUAUAUUGUAGCUUAAAGUUUACAUUCCUUUUUACAUCUUAAUAUUGAGAUUAUUUUCUAUUUUUUUGAGUGUCUAGAUGAAUCUCUGUUGAUUGUUACUAAGGAAUAAGUACAAGAAAAGAGAGACAACGUAGAUUAAUAGGUGUAUAUACAUGUAAGAACUGAACAUGAUUAUGUUCAUUGAUUUAAAAAGAAAUAUGCUAUGUUUAUACUUAUAGCAAUAUGUUAAUUGGAUGGAUAGUUUCCAUAGUUUUGUUACUGAUAAAAAGAAAUUGUAAAUAUAUUAUAGUGCCAAAUUUUAAGUACUUGUAAAUAAGACAUGUAUUUAGUGUCUGUGAUGUUAAGAGCAAAAUAUGUUGAAGAAUAGAAGCAUAUUUUUUCAGUAUAUUACAUUAUGCACCUGGUGGUGGUAUUAUUUUCUAGUUCACCAGUGUAAACGUUUUAUUUCUGGUUUUUCUUUGUUACGGAUAAUGAUAAACAUAAAAGAAUUUUGAAUAUUUUGCAAUUAUUCGAGGUCCUACAUUUAUAUAUUUAUAUUAUUGUUAUUGUUGUAAUAAAAAUUGUCUGUGGUUUUGUGCAUUUUGACCUAUCAAAGCAUCUUAUAAUUUCAUUACAUCACAAUACCAUGGUUGUCACAAGAAUAGCUGUAGUACGUUAUUUAAGUUGAUGCGUAAAGAGUGCCAUUGAUGCUGCAUGCAGUGUGUACGAAAGCUAUCUGUAUACUAUGGGAUAAACUGUUAAUUGCAUAAUGAUUCAGAAUUAUUAAAACAGAUAAAAAAAAAAGAAUGUCUCUAUUGAAAUUGAUGUAUCCAGUUUUCACAAUAAACUUUCAGACGUCGCAUAAGAACUCUUAAUAAAAUUCUAUGUAGCAAAUAAAAUUUUCAGUCAUUUAUAAUGGACUUAUCUUGCAUGAUAAGAGAAAGGUUACUGGCUGUUUAAUAAAAAUUGAUGUGUAUGUUAUGAGAUAAGAAACAUUCCACUGAGAUGUUAGUACCUUAGUGAUGUAACAAUAUUUGUGUUUGUACAAAUUUAGUACGAUAAGUUAGUAUAAGCCAAGUAUUGCAUGCAUAACUGAGUGUGUAUGUAUUAGUGUGUAUGUGGGUGAACGUGCAUAUUUAUUAAUUUUUACUAACAACACUAAUUAAACUGACUCAUUAUAAAUAAAAACGCAUCGCACGUGAUUUUGUGUCUUAUAGCCGUGCUGUCCAAAUUUUACUCGUGUGUGAGACGAACUUACUUUAUUUUAUUAUUUAAAAUUUUAAACCUUCAUCCGGAUAUCUCCCGUCUUUGACUUUGUUCCCAUCAACGGACAGUACGGUUUUAUGGUAGAAAAAUAUUUCUUUUAGAAAAUCAUAUUCCAUCCGUCGCC